AUGAUAAAAGAUUGCUUUGAGUAUGCAAAAUCUUGGGAGGAGUGUCAAAAGCAUGGUAACAUUCAAUACGUCCCAGCAGCAGAGUUACAUUCCAUAAUCAAGCCAUGGCCUUUUCGAGGCUGGGCUUUAGAUCUCAUUGGCCAAAUCCAUCCCCCUUUGACGAAAGGCCAUAAAUUCAUCCUUGUAGCUGUCAACUAUUUUACGAAAUGGGCCAAGGCAAUUCCAUUGAAAGAAGUUACUCAGAAUGAUGUUAAUUUUAUCGAUGAAUACAUAAUUCAACAAUUCAGAAUACCAGAAACAUUAACAAUUGAUCAAGGAAUCAUUUUUGUCGGUCAAAAAAUAACUCAAUAUGCUAAAUCCUUAAAUAUAAAAAUGGUAACUUCGACGCCAUAUUAUGCUCAGGUCAACGGCCAAGUGGAGGCAGUAAAUAAGAUUUUGAUCAAGUUGAUCAAGAAACACAUCGGGUCAAAGCCAAGAAAUUAG
This is a messenger RNA of Abrus precatorius (Indian licorice), 483 nucleotides long. RefSeq names its product protein NYNRIN-like. Bases 1 to 483 code for a protein of 160 amino acids. The transcript has a single exon. Gene Ontology annotation, biological process: DNA integration. Gene Ontology annotation, molecular function: nucleic acid binding. The record is from RefSeq and is a predicted model, not a curated record. Lineage: Eukaryota; Viridiplantae; Streptophyta; Magnoliopsida; Fabales; Fabaceae.